UCCGCAGAGUUAGAAGGCGAGCUGGUAGUUUCCUAACCGUCUUUUUAACGGUCCUCUAAAGCUUUAACCUUGUCAGUGACUCUCAGAGAGGAGUUUUCUUUACGUUUACUUCCAUUUCUGUACACUUUCCCUUCCAGAAAGUUACAGAUUUAGUUUAUGGAAGUGGAACCUCGUGUGUUUUACGUUUGGGAGAGGAAAAAGAGAAGCUGGAGGUGGGCAUGAGAGAAACGUCGACCGACUCGCUUGGUUUUACAAUGGCGCGGUGAUCCUCAGCUAAGGAGUCCGAUCAAAAACUAGCACCUUUAUUUUGUUUAUCAGACACAAUGGCGAAAAGCGGCGGGGAGAAAGGGAAGCUAGACUUGUUGGAGGACAGUCGGACUGACUCUGGUAUCGACUCUGGUAUCGACUCGUUCAGAUCUUUUACCAGAGACGAUCAGUACAACAGCGGUAACGUUAUGUCUACAGGUUCUGUGGUCGGAGAGCAGGAGAAGCUGAGCGUGGUGGAGGAGCGGCUGGACUCGGCCUAUGGAUCCUCCUCGAUCACCUCGAUCACGGUAGACAGUCUGGGAGAAAUCAUAGACAAAUGCAGCAUUUCAGAACCGUCGAGCGCAGAGGGGAGUUCUGAAUACACCGAGGAGGAAGUAAACCUAUUAGCAACUGUCACAGAAGAUGGAGACACAAUUCUCCACUUGGCCAUUAUCCAUGAAUUGAAGCCGUUUGCACAUGAGUUGAUAAGCCUGUUCCCAAAAGAGGUCCUGGACAUUCAGAAUAACUUGUAUCAGACGCCAAUGCACCUGGCUGUGUACCUGAACCAGCCCGAUGUGGUGAAGGCCCUGGUGGAGAACGGGGCAUGCCUGGAGCUACAGGACCAGGAUGGAAACACCCCGCUGCAUGUGGCCUGUGAGCAUGGCAGACUAGAGUGUGCCAAUGACAUGAUCCUGGAUAUUUAUAACUCCAAACUGGCCCAAGUGUUUGAGACACAGAACUGGAGAGGUCUCUCUUGCCUCCAUGUUGCCACACUGCACAAACAGCACCGCCUCAUGAGGCUCCUGAUAAAGAAAGGCGCAGAUCUGAACAUCCAGGAAGGUACGAGUGGGAAGACAGCGCUACACAUCGCGGUGGAGCUGCAUGAUGUGGAAGCAGUGACUCUGCUGCUGAACAGGGGCGCUAAUGUGGAUGCUGCAAUGCUGAACGGCUGCACCGCUCUUCACCUGGCUGUCGGCCGGCAGGAUGCCACCAUCACCACCCGUCUGUGCCAAGCAGGAGCCGACAAAAUGAUCCGGAACAUGGAGGACGAGACGGCGCUGGACCUUGCAGAUGGCAAUGAUGAUAUACUUGCACUGUUCCCGUUUGAUGACAUUCAGAUCAUGGGCAGAACUGUUGGUGUGAACUUCUGAGACCUUUUUCGGACGGAUGGGAGAAUUAGUGUGUUCAGUAGAGUAGACUCCAGUAAACAAACUAACUAUGGCUUUGCUUUUAGUGCCUUUUUAUAGCCCAGCUUUUGUGUGCUGUAGAUGUUAAUUUAUGUUUGGGAUUCAUGCUUGUCAGAAUCCGUCAUUCAGUGUCAAAAUAAUCUAGAAUGAUGAAGUGAAGAAUGGCGUUUGUAAACAGGCUGAAAUGUGUGAACAUGUUGGAUGUGAGUGAAAAACAGUAAUAAAUCCCUAUUUCCUAUUUUUA
Molecule: messenger RNA, 1677 nt
Organism: Colossoma macropomum (tambaqui)
Lineage: Eukaryota; Metazoa; Chordata; Actinopteri; Characiformes; Serrasalmidae
Gene: nfkbie
Product: nuclear factor of kappa light polypeptide gene enhancer in B-cells inhibitor, epsilon
Exons: 6
Coding region: 324-1397 (357 amino acids)
Molecular function (GO): protein binding
Source: RefSeq, a predicted model, not a curated record